Messenger RNA from Coregonus sp. 'balchen', 10938 nucleotides. Lineage: Eukaryota; Metazoa; Chordata; Actinopteri; Salmoniformes; Salmonidae. The record is from the annotation of a GenBank genome assembly.
AUGCGCCCUAAUGGACUAACCAUUAGAACUAGGAAGAUACGCCCUAAUGGACUAACCAUUAGAACUAGGAAGAUACGCCCUAAUGGACUAACCAUUAGAACUAGGAAGAUACGCCCUAAUGGACUAACCAUUAGAACUAGGAAGAUACGCCCUAAUGGACUAACCAUUAGAACUAGGAAGAUACGUCCUAAUGGACUAACCAUUAGAACUAGGAAGAUACGCCCUAAUGGACUAACCAUUAGAACUAGGAAGAUACGCCCUAAUGGACUAACCAUUAGAACUAGGAAGAUACGCCCUAAUGGACUAACCAUUAGAACUAGGAAGAUACGCCCUAAUGGACUAACCAAGAGGAGAUGUCCUCUUGGACCGAGGGUGACACUGAUUUUAAGUAGCAGACAGGACUACAUCAUAACGUGAGCGUGAGUCCAACUCACCACCUCUACAAUUGGAAGAGACAGCAUUUAUUUGACCUCUUCCUCUACAAUGGAAAGAGACAGCAUUUAUUUGACCUCCUCCCUGAAUGAAGUUUAAAGAGUGGAGCAGCAUAUUACUUUGACUGUUUUAGCUAAUACCUUUGCUCCGAAGAGAGAGUUUGUGUUCCUUGACCUCUAACCCCUCCUAGAGUUCCUGCUUCUGGAGAAUGUGGUCCACCACUUCAGCUACCCGUGCAUCCUGGACCUGAAGAUGGGCACACGGCAGCACGGGGACGAUGCCUCGGAGGAGAAGGCUGCCAGGCAGAUGAAGAAGUGUGAACAGAGCACCUCCGCCACCCUGGGGGUGCGUGUCUGUGGGAUGCAGGUGAGGGCUGGUCCUACUUCUUGUUUCUUUAACAUUUGUUAAUAUUCAUGUUUUUCCAACUAAAUGCUUUUAGACAGCUGGUAGCAAGCACCCACAUUUUGUUCAGGAAACUGACCUUUUGUUCAACUUGAUUUCACAUGGAAAGUCCCAUUUGAGAUUAGGAGACCUCUUAUGCAAGAGGGAUACCAACCCAAGAAGAACUGUCAAGGAACAUUCAUGCUUCCGUAGCAUUAAAUGGAUGGAUUAUGCUUGAAAUAUGCAGUAUUUCUAAUAGCUUUCUUGACUUGUCUAUUCUGGAGCUUGAUGGAAGGAUCAGAUUGGAGAAGGAUGCUGAUGUUGUCUUGUCUCAGGACAGUAGCUGCUACUACGCCAUAGAUUCUUUACUUGCGUCUCUAUCUUUCUUCUGUUUCUCCUAACACCUGGGCUCAGACAAAAAGCCCACAGCAGUAACCGGAGCAGGACAGAAGGGAGGAUACUGAAUAUCCUAUCAAUUUACAAAUAACAAACAACUGGGAUACAAUAGAUACUUCAUUGUCCAUUCGGUUGGAACUAAAAUUCACCUUCCGCCUUUAUCCCAGACACACACACACACACACACGCACGUUUAGAAACAAAAUAUGAAUUACAGAGGGACCGAUGGCGUGACUGUCUGUCUGUUUACAAUGUAGAGCCUAUAACAGCAGAACAGAUGAGACAGACAAUAGCCACAGCAUUAAUCCUCCAUCCAGCUUCAAAAGGCCUUCUCUCCUCCUCCAUUUAUUCUGUGAUAAAUCAGAUAGAUGACUGCCCCACAUUCUAAUCUCUUUUAUUUCCCCUCUCUGUUAUCUGUCUGUUUUAAUGGUAGGAGGUCUAACCUCUCUGUUUUAAUGGUAGGGAGGUCUAACCUCUCUGUUUUAAUGGCAGGAGGUCUAACCUCUCUGUGUUAAUGGUAGGAGGUCUAACCUCUCUGUUUUAAUGGUAGGAGGUCUAACCUCUCUGUGUUAAUGGUAGGAGGUCUAACCUCUCUGUUUUAAUGGUAGGAGGUCUAACCUCUCUGUUUUAAUGGUAGGAGGUCUAACAUCUCUGUUUUAAUGGUAGGAGGUCUAACCUCUCUGUUUUAAUGGUAGGAGGUCUAACCUCUCUGUUUUAAUGGUAGGAGGUCUAACCUCUCUGUUUUAAUGGUAGGAGGUCUAACCUCUCUGUUUUAAUGGUAGGAGGUCUAACCUCUCUGUUUUAAUGGUAGGAGGUCUAACCUCUCUGUUUUAAUGGUAGAGGUCUAACCUCUAUGUUUUAAUGGUAGGAGGUCUAACCUCUCUGUGUUAAUGGUAGGAGGUCUAACCUCUAUGUUUUAAUGGUAGGAGGUCUAACCUCUAUGUUUUAAUGGUAGGAGGUCUAACCUCUAUGUUUUAAUGGUAGGAGGUCUAACCUCUCUGUUUUAAUGGUAGGAGGUCUAACCUCUCUGUUUUAAUGGUAGGAGGUCUAACCUCUAUGUUUUAAUGGUAGGAGGUCUAACCUCUCUGUUUUAAUGGUAGAGGGCUAACCUCUCUGUGUUAAUGGUAGGAGGUCUAACCUCUCUGUGUUAAUGGUAGGAGGUCUAACCUCUCUGUUUUAAUGGUAGGAGGUCUAACCUCUCUGUGUUAAUGGUAGGAGGUCUAACCUCUCUGUUUUAAUGGUAGGAGGUCUAACCUCUCUGUUUUAAUGGUAGGAGGUCUAACAUCUCUGUUUUAAUGGUAGGAGGUCUAACCUCUCUGUUUUAAUGGUAGGAGGUCUAACCUCUCUGUUUUAAUGGUAGGAGCUCUAACCUCUCUGUUUUAAUGGUAGGAGGUCUAACCUCUCUGUGUUAAUGGUAGGAGGUCUAACCUCUCUGUGUUAAUGGUAGAGGUCUAACCUCUCUGUGUUAAUGGUAGGAGGUCUAACCUCUCUGUUUUAAUGGUAGGAGGUCGAACCUCUCUGUUUUAAUGGUAGGAGGUCUAACCUCUCUGUGUUAAUGGUAGGAGGUCUAACCUCUCUGUGUUAAUGGUAGGAGGUCGAACCUCUCUGUGUUAAUGGUAGAGGUCUAACCUCUCUGUUUUAAUGGUAGAGGUCUAACCUCUCUGUUUUAAUGGUAGGAGGUCUAACCUCUCUGUGUUAAUGGUAGGAGGUCUAACCUCUCUGUUUUAAUGGUAGGAGGUCUAACCUCUCUGUUUUAAUGGUAGGAGGUCUAACCUCUCUGUUUUAAUGGUAGGAGGUCUAACCUCUCUGUGUUAAUGGUAGGAGGUCUAACCUCUCUGUUUAAUGGUAGGAGGUCUAACCUCUCUGUUUUAAUGGUAGGAGGUCUAACCUAUCUGUGUUAAUGGUAGGAGGUCUAACCUCUCUGUUUUAAUGGUAGGAGGUCUAACCUCUCUGUUUUAAUGGUAGGAGGUCUAACCUCUCUGUGUUAAUGGUAGGAGGUCUAACCUCUCUGUGUUAAUGGUAGGAGGUCUAACCUCUCUGUUUUAAUGGUAGGAGGUCUAACCUCUCUGUUUUAAUGGUAGGAGGUCUAACCUCUCUGUUUUAAUGGUAGGAGGUCUAACCUCUCUGUGUUAAUGGUAGGAGGUCUAACCUCUCUGUGUUAAUGGUAGGAGGUCUAACCUCUCUGUUUUAAUGGUAGGAGGUCUAACCUCUCUGUGUUAAUGGUAGAGGUCUAACCUCUCUGUUUUAAUGGUAGGAGGUCUAACCUCUCUGUUUUAAUGGUAGGAGGUCUAACCUCUCUGUUUUAAUGGUAGGAGGUCUAACCUCUCUGUGUUAAUGGUAGGAGGUCUAACCUCUCUGUUUUAAUGGUAGGAGGUCUAACCUCUCUGUUUUAAUGGUAGGAGGUCUAACCUCUCUGUGUUAAUGGUAGGAGGUCUAACCUCUCUGUUUUAAUGGUAGGAGGUCUAACCUCUCUGUUUUAUGGUAGGAGGUCUAAGCUCCGUGUCUUGGUCAAAAGUUUUGAGAAUGACACAAGUAUUGGUUUUCACAAAGUUUGCUGCUUCAGUGUUUUUAGAUAUUUUUGUCAGAUGUUACUAUGGUAUACUGAAGUAUAAUUACAAUCAUUUAAUCCUACUCUGAUGCAUUCAGCCUACAACAAAAUCGCCCGCGCACACGCACAGUUUAGAGGGAGCAUUGGUCCAGGUGUUCUCUCUGUUCUCUCUGUGGUUCUACUGUCCAGGUGUGAUCUCUGUGGUUCUAUGGUCCAGGUGUGAUCUCUGUGGUUCUAUGGUCCAGGUGUGAUCUCUGUGGUUCUAUGGUCCAGGUGUGAUCUCUGUGGUUCUAUGGUCCAGGUGUAACCUCUGUUCUCCCUGUGGUUCUAUGGUCCAGGUGUAAUCUCUGUGGUUCUAUGGUCCAGGUGUGAUCUCUGUGGUUCUAUGGUCCAGGUGUGAUCUCUGUGGUUCUAUGGUCCAGGUGUGAUCUAUGUGGUUCUAUGGUCCAGGUGUGAUCUCUGUGGUUCUAUGCUUCCAGGUGUAACCUCUGUUCUCUCUGUGGUUCUAUGCUUCCAGGUGUAACCUCCGUUCUCUCUGUGGUUCUAUGCUUCCAGGUGUAACCUCUGUUCUCUCUGUGGUUCUAUGCUUCCAGGUGUAACCUCUGUUCUCUCUGUGGUUCUAUGCUUCCAGGUGUAACCUCUGUUCUCUCUGUGGUUCUAUGCUUCCAGGUGUAACCUCUGUUCUCUCUGUGGUUCUAUGCUUCCAGGUGUAACCUCUGUUUCUCUGUGGUUCUAUGCUUCCAGGUGUAAUCCUCUUCUGUGGUUCUAUGCUCCAGGUGUAACCUGGUCUCUCUGUGGUUCUAUGCUUCCAGGUGUAACCUCUGUUCUCUCUGUGGUUCUAUGCUUCCAGGUGUAACCUCUGUUCUCUCUGUGGUUCUAUGCUUCCAGGUGUAACCUCUGUUCUCUCUGUGGUUCUAUGCUUCCAGGGUGUAACCUCUGUUCUCUCUGUGGUUCUAUGCUUCCAGGUGUAACCUCUGUUCUCUCUGUGGGUCUAUGCUUCCAGGUGUAACCUAUUUUCCUCUGUGGUUCUAUGCUUCCAGGUGUAACCUCUGUUCUCUCUGUGGUUCUAUGCUUCCAGGUGUAACCUCUUUUCUCUGUGGUUCUAUGCUUCCAGGUGUAACCUCUGUUCUCUCUGUGGUUCUAUGCUUCCAGGUGUAACCUCUUUUCUCUGUGGUUCUAUGCUUCCAGGUGUAACCUCUGUUCUCUCUGUGGUUCUAUGCUUCCAGGUGUAACCUCUGUUCUCUCUGUGGGUCUAUGCUUCCAGGUGUAACCUCUUUUCUCUGUGGUUCUAUGCUUCCAGGUGUAACCUCUGUUCUCUCUGUGGUUCUAUGCUUCCAGGUGUAACCUCUGUUCUCUCUGUGGUUCUAUGCUUCCAGGUGUAACCUCUGUUCUCUCUGUGGUUCUAUGCUUCCAGGUGUAACCUCUGUUCUCUCUGUGGUUCUAUGCUUCCAGGUGUAACCUCUGUUCUCUCUGUGGGUCUAUGCUUCCAGGUGUAACCUAUUUUCUCUGUGGUUCUAUGCUUCCAGGUGUAACCUCUGUUCUCUCUGUGGUUCUAUGCUUCCAGGUGUAACCUCUUUUCUCUGUGGUUCUAUGCUUCCAGGUGUAACCUCUGUUCUCUCUGUGGUUCUAUGCUUCCAGGUGUAACCUCUUUUCUCUGUGGUUCUAUGCUUCCAGGUGUAACCUCUGUUCUCUCUGUGGUUCUAUGCUUCCAGGUGUAACCUCUGUUCUCUCUGUGGGUCUAUGCUUCCAGGUGUAACCUCUUUUCUCUGUGGUUCUAUGCUUCCAGGUGUAACCUCUGUUCUCUCUGUGGUUCUAUGCUUCCAGGUGUAACCUCUGUUCUCUCUGUGGUUCUAUGCUUCCAGGUGUAACCUCUUUUCUCUGUGGUUCUAUGCUUCCAGGUGUACCAGAUGGACACGGGCCACUAUCUGUGCAGGAAUAAGUACUACGGCCGCAGCCUGUCCAUCGAGGGCUUCCGUCACGCUCUCCACCAGUUCAUGCACAACGGGGCGUCGCUCAGGAAGGACCUGUUUGAGCCCAUGCUGUGUAAGCUACGCAGCCUGAAGGCCGUUCUGGAGAGACAGACCACCUACCGUUUCUACUCCUCCUCCCUGCUCAUCAUCUAUGAGGGGAAGGAGCCUGAGAUGGCCCACGCCUGGCAGAAAGCAUCACCGCCUGCACCACAGCCAGCCGCUGAGAUGCCCUCAGAGAAGGAGGAGGCAGUGGCCGUCAACCCAGGAGUAGGAAUGGGUGUCCAGGGACCGGGGUUAAUAGUGGGGCUCCAAGGAGUCCAGGGACCGACCGAAGUACCGAAGCUCCAGCUCCUCCCACCACACUGUCCCCCCACCCCUGUCUCAACCCCCACCCCUCCACAGCCACAGCAGCCUCCCCAGGCCCUUUGUCUCCCGCCCUCAGACCCUCACGGCCCCACUCCUCCUCCACCCCGAACCUCCGGCCCUAGCGUCAGUGUGGACGUCCGCAUGAUAGACUUCGCCCACAGCACCUUCAAAGGUUUCCGCGACGACCAGACAGUGCACGACGGGCCGGAUCGGGGCUACGUGUUUGGACUGGAGAGCCUCAUCAAGAUCCUGGAGGGCCUCAGGGAGGAGAACCUGUAGCAGCCGAACCUGGGACUGACACGUUGGUCUGCGUCUCAAAUGGUAUCCCCAAUUCCCUAUAUAUAGUGCACUACUUUUGACCAGGGCCCUCAGGGCUCAUUGACCAGGGCUCAGGUCAAAAUAAGUGCACUACUGUAGGGAAUAGGGUGCCGUUUGGGAUGCACCGAUGACCAUCCUUCAGGAGACGAGAACCUUUAGCUGUAACAUGUAACUGACACAUCUUCAUCCUCCGUCUUCACCCUCCUCAUCCUCCUCACCCUCCUCAUCCUCCUCCUCUCCCGAAGUGCUACCACUCUAUCCUUGAUGAUUAUAUUUGGAGAAAACAGGAAACAAAAGUGAGAGAGGUUUUGGAGAAAGAAAGAAAAGCACAUUGAUAUUAUGUAAUAAGAAGAACCUGAGAGAUGGAAUCUCUAAGCUACUAUCUGACUGUAAAGGUUAAAGGUCGUGAACUUAAGACUGUAAAGGUCACUCUCCUCUCUUGACUGUUGUGCUUCUCUUAGAGUAGACACAUGAGAAACGUACAUCUACAGUCCUGUUAUAUGCUCUCCUCCUUCUGGACAGAGAUGGCUGCCAUUCCUCUGAAGGAAAAACAUAGAGGGGCAAUGUCUGUUUGCCUUGUGGGUUUGUCGCCACUGUGUGGCCAGCUGAAGUAUUGCAUUGAAGAAAGACAGGAUGAGGUCAGGGUUCGGUUUGAAAGUAAAGCAGCUCAGGGCAAGUCCAGGGCCCUGGCUUUGUCCCAAAUGGCACCCUAUUCCCUAUAUAGUGCACUACUUUUGACCAGGGCCCACAGGGAAACACAAAAGGCUUUGGUCAAAAGUAGUGCACUAAAUAGGGAAUAGAAUGCCCUUUGGGAUGCAUGGCCUGUCUCCGCUGUGGGACUGGAACAGGGAAGAGGUAUCUGUCUAUCUGUGUGUGUUGAGGAUUGGUGGGGACGGAUUGGGGGGGUUGGGCUAGGAUGGGGGGGGGGGGGGUCUUAGGGAAAGGGACUUAGCUAAGUCCCUUACAGCAGUAUUCCUAUCAGGGGUUAAAUAGAAGAGCAGCUUUCUUACAGGCUGUUGUUGGUGAUGAGAGCUUUACUGUAAACGAAAGAAGGGAUCUGAAGGGUUAAUACUUGGCUCUACCUCUGGAUAAAAUAAAUACAACCCAGGGUAUGGCUGAAGUGGCACCCUAUUCCCUAUGUAGUGUGCUACUUUUGACCAGAGCCCUAUUGGACCUAUAUAGGGGAUAGGGUGCUAUUUGGGACGCCUUCAGGCUGAAAUACCACACAGCUCUGUCUGUCUGUCUGUCUGUCUGUCUGUCUGUCUGUCUGUCUGUCUGUCUGUCUGUCUGUCCACGGUCAUCUAAUUUAUAAACAGGUCAGUUUUAUUGUGUUGCUUUUUUAUAUUUAUUAUCUCUCUUAUUCAGUUCCAGUUUGAGUAACCGACCGUUUCAUAGUAUUAUUAUUUUAAUAUUUCCUUUGCUUAUUUUCUUCUUGGUCUUGGUCCCUCCCUCCCUCUGGCAGAGUCUGGUAUUUAGGUCCAUCCCAGCCCAGGUAUGUCAUCCUUUAGUCCAGGUAUGUUAUCCUUUAGUCCAGGUAUGUUAUCCUUUAGUCCAGGUAUGUUAUCCUUUAGUCCAGGUAUGUUAUCCUUUAGUCCAGGUACAGUGAGGGAAAAAAGUAUUUGAUCCCCUGCUGAUUUUGUACGUUUGCCCACUGACAAAGAAAUGAUCAGUCUAUAAUUUUAAUGGUAGGUUUAUUUGAACAGUGAGAGACAGAAUAACAACAACAAAAUCCUGAAACACGCAUGUCAAAAAUGUUAGAAAUGUAUUUGCAUUUUAAUGAGGGAAAUAAGUAUUUGACCCCCUCUCAAUCAGAAAGAUUUCUGGCUCCCAGGUGUCUUUUUAUAAAAGGUAAAGAGCUGAGAUUAGGAGCACACUCUUAAAGGGAGUGCUCCUAAUCUCAGCUUGUUACCUGUAUAAAAGACACCUGUCCACAGAAGCAAUCAAUCAAUCAGAUUCCAAACUCUCCACCAUGGCCAAGACCAAAGAGCUCUCCAAGGAUGUCAGGGACAAGAUUGUAGACCUACACAAGGCUGGAAUGGGCUACAAGACCAUCGCCAAGCAGCUUGGUGAGAAGGUGACAACAGUUGAUGCGAUUAUUCGCAAAUGGAAGAAACACAAAAUAACUGUCAAUCUCCCUCGGCCUGGGGCUCCAUGCACGAUCUCACCUCGUGGAGUUGCAAUGAUCAUGAGAACGGCAAGGAAUCAGCCCAGAACUACACGGGAGGAUCUUGUCAAUGAUCUCAAGGCAGCUGGGACCAUAGUCACCAAGAAAACAAUUGGUAACACACUACGCCGUGAAGGACUGAAAUCCUGCAGCGCCCGCAAGGUCCCCCUGCUCAAGAAAGCACAUAUACAGGCCCGUCUGAAGUUUGCCAAUGAACAUCUGAAUGAUUCAGAGGAGAACUGGGUUAAAGUGUUGUGGUCAGAUGAGACCAAAAUCGAGCUCUUUGGCAUCAACUCAACUCGCCGUGUUUGGAGGAGGAGGAAUGCUGCCUAUGACCCCAAGAACACCAUCCCCACCGUCAAACAUGGAGGUGGAAACAUUAAGCUUUGGGGGUGUUUUUCUACUAAGAGGACAGGACAACUUCACCGCAUCAAAGGGACGAUGGACGGGGCCAUGUACCGUCAAAUCUUGGGUGAGAACCUCCUUCCCUCAGCCAGGGCAUUGAAAACGGGUUGUGGAUGGAUAUUCCAGCAUGACAAUGACCCAAAACACACAGUGGAGUGGCUCAAGAAGAAGCACAUUAAGGUCCUGGAGUGGCCUAGCCAGUCUCCAGACCUUAAUCCCAUAACAAAUCUGUGGAGGGAGCUGAAGGUUCGAGUUGCCAAACGUCAGCCUCGAAACCUUAAUGACUUGGAGAAGAUCUGCAAAGAAGAGUGGGACAAAAUCCCUCCUGAGAUGUGUGCAAACCAGGUGGCCAACUACAAGAAACGUCUGACCUCUGUGAUUGCCAACAAGGGUUUUGCCACCAAGUACUAAGUCAUGUUUUGCAGAGGGGUCAAAUACUUAUUUCCCUCAUUAAAAUGCAAAUCAAUUUAUAACAUUUUUGACAUGCGUUUUUCUGGAUUUUUGUUGUUGUUAUUCUGUCUCUCACUGUUCAAAUAAACCUACCAUUAAAAUUAUAGACUGAUCAUGUCUUUGUCAGUGGGCAAACGUACAAAAUCAGCAGGGGAUCCAGGUAUGUCAUCCUUUAGUCCAGGUAUGUCAUCCUUUAGUCCAGGUAUGUCAUCCUUUAGUCCAGGUAUGUCAUCCUUUAGUCCAGGUAUGUCAUCAUUUAGUCCAGGUAUGUCAUCCUUUAGUCCAGAUAUGUCAUCCUUUAGUCCUGGUAUGUCAUCCUUUAGUCCAGAUAUGUCAUCCUUUAGUCCAGGUAUGUCAUCCUUUAGUCCAGGUUCUUUAAAGACCCUCCCUCCCUGUGUUACAAACGUUCUCUCAUUUUAUGAUCCUGAAAAGAUCAAAUAUGUCUUUCCUUUUUAAUUUGCACUGUAGAAGGUGUAUUGAAAGCAUUAUUUUUUUUAUAGUACUUCUUCUUUUCUUCACGUCAAGGGGCGGACUACUCGCCAGACCUGGGUUCAAAUAGUAUUUGAAAUCAUUUCAGACACUUUUAGCAGGGCUUGAUUGAGCUUGCCUGGCAAAAUUGAACAAAUAGAAUAGUCACAAAACUGCCAAUCCCCCCCAUGAUCUGGAACCCUGAUCUGGAACCCUGAUCUGGAACUCUGAUCUGGAACUCUGAUCUGGAACCCUGAUCUGGAACUCUGAUCUGGAACCCUGAUCUGGAACCCCAGGCAGGCUGAAGUAAACGCUCAAAGCAUUUGAAAGAUUUAGAAUACUAUUUGAACCCAGGCUACUCUAUCUCACCACCGAUACACAGUGAACCCUUGUCCUCCAUCUUAGCACAUUAGUAGAGACUCCUCCUCCUCCACCACCGCUCUCUCUCCCCCCCUCUCCUUCUCUUCCUCUCCUGUGUCCUCCCUCUGUCCCCCAGCCCGCUCACCAUGGAGGGAGAGUCAGUCCCCGCAGCCCGCUCACCAUGGAGGGAGAGUCAGUCCCCCAGCCCAUGGAGGGAGAGUCAGUCCCCCAGCCCCCUCACCAUGGAGGGAGAGUCAGUCCCCCAGCCCAUGGAGGGAGAGUCAGUCCCCCAGCCCAUGGAGGGAGAGUCAGUCUCCCAGCCCCCUCACCAUGGAGGGAGAGUCAGUCCCCCAGCCCCCUCACCAUGGAGGGAGAGUCAGUCUCCCAGCCCGCUCACCAUGGAGGGAGAGUCAGUCUCCCAGCCCGCUCACCAUGGAGGGAGAGUCAGUCCCCCAGCCCCCUCACCAUGGAGGGAGAGUCAGUCCCCCAGCCCAUGGAGGGAGAGUCAGUCCCCCAGCCCAUGGAGGGAGAGUCAGUCUCCCAGCCCCCUCACCAUGGAGGGAGAGUCAGUCCCCCAGCCCAUGGAGGGAGAGUCAGUCCCCCAGCCCAUGGAGGGAGAGUCAGUCCCCCAGCCCAUGGAGGGAGAGUCAGUCUCCCAGCCCCCUCACCAUGGAGGGAGA